AUGAGCGAUGGUCGCCCUGUAAGCGGUCAGUUGAAGAAGUACGUCUUUCGCGGCAAGUCUAGCACCAACGGUGAUACUCGAGGUGAAUACUUGGAGAUUGUAAUCCCGGAGCUUCUGACCGCGGGCUACUCGUUCUACACGUGGCCUUCUGCGCCUUUGCUCGCCUGGUACCUUUGGACGCAGAGACGACAUUUACGAGGGCUUCGAGUGUUGGAAUUAGGCUGCGGCACCGGCCUGCCCGGCAUCUUAGCUGCCAAGUGUGGUGCUCGUGUUACACUUACGGAUAGCGUAGCCCUACCGCGAUCACUACGACAUUUAUCUGCGUGUUGUGAAGCCAACGGCUUAGUUCCCAGUCGCGACGUGCAAAUUCUAGGCCUAGCCUGGGGACUAUUUCUUGCCGACGUACAUAACCUGCGCCCAGUAGAUUUACUCCUAGCGUCGGACUGUUUCUACGAACCGUCGCAAUUUGAGGAGGUAUUAUCAGUGGUUGCUUAUCUGUUGGACGGCACUGACGGGCGUUUUUUGUGUGCUUACCAGGAACGCAGCGCUGACUGGUCCAUCGAGGCAUUACUGAAGAAGUGGGGGCUGAAGGGAUCCCUGUUGGACUUGGAUUCUCUGAGUGAGAGCUCGGGCGUCGACUACAGGUCUAUGGCAGAGGGGAUACCAGAAUAUCCGGAUUCGGAUUUCUCUGAUGAAGAACUGUCACCCUUAGACAUAUCUUUCAAUAAAGCAGCAGAUCAUGUGAGGAAACUUACAAGUAAAUUAGAUAACAAUCAGCUGUUAGAGCUGUAUGGAUUGUUCAAGCAAGGCACUGAGGGCACAUGCAAUACACCUAAACCGGGAUGGUUGGACGGACGAGGGAGGAGGAAGUGGGAAGCUUGGAAAGCCCUGGGCGAUAUGCCAAAAGAUGAAGCAAGGCAAAAAUAUGUUGCAUUAGUGCAGAAAUAUGACCCUAACACGGAACUGAGUUCUCCCACUGAGAAGGGUCAAAAGGAAUUGUGGGUAGCAGUGUCAUCCUUACGUUACUCCCCCGAACCGGAACUAGACCAUCAAAGUUUGUCGGUGUUAGAAGCAGCAAGGGAAGAUCUUGGGGAUCUUGUUACAGAACUGUUGACUAAAAACCCAGAGUUGAAACACAAGAGAGAUGAAGAUGGGUUGACUGCCCUGCACUGGGCGGCAGACAGAGAUGCCACUAAAGCAUUAGCUGCUGCUUUGAAAGCUGGAUGUCCUGUAGAUGGUGUUGAUGAAUGUGGCCAGACUGCUUUACACUAUGCUGCAGCAUGUGGCCACAUUAGAUCCACACAAAUCCUUAUUGAUGCUGGAGCUUCCCUAUUGAAAGAUGAAGAUGACUGUACACCAUUAGACGUAGUAACUGAUGGUGAGGUCCGGAAGAUUCUGGAAGGUGCUGCAAAGUAGACUAAGGGCAUUAUUGUGAGCCUUGUGCCAGUUAGAAUUAAUAUUGGGUUCUUAUACAUACAUGUAGUUACUUGGAAUAAAACAUUAUAACAUAAA
Messenger RNA from Pectinophora gossypiella (pink bollworm), 1512 nucleotides. RefSeq names its product acyl-CoA-binding domain-containing protein 6-like. The coding region runs from base 1 to 1416 and encodes 471 amino acids. NCBI's taxonomy places the organism in Eukaryota, Metazoa, Arthropoda, Insecta, Lepidoptera, Gelechiidae. Gene Ontology annotation, molecular function: protein binding; fatty-acyl-CoA binding. The record is from RefSeq and is a predicted model, not a curated record. The transcript has 2 exons.